Westerdykella ornata is the source of this 651-nucleotide messenger RNA. RefSeq lists its product as uncharacterized. NCBI's taxonomy places the organism in Eukaryota, Fungi, Ascomycota, Dothideomycetes, Pleosporales, Sporormiaceae. The record is from RefSeq and is a predicted model, not a curated record. The transcript is spliced from 2 exons. Bases 1 to 651 code for a protein of 216 amino acids.
AUGCCGCUUGUGCGAUCACUGUCGGUCAACUUUGGCCAACCUGUCACCAAAGAUACAGCCGGCAAUGCCACAAAGGAGAAUAACUUUAAGACUACAAUGGAAGACGUGACAGAUCUCAUCAAAACACAGCUCAUCCGACCCUAUGAGAAAGAGAUCGACGACCUCAAGGAAGAGAACCGCUCCUUGUCGAACCGUGUGGCGGUACUCGAGCGCCUCUGCUCCGCAAGAGCACCCGAAGUCCAAGAAAUCCGACUUGCUCACGAAGAGAUGGAGAAACUCAAGGACAGGUGCACCGCUCUCAACAACUCGAACAUCGAUCUUGCGGAGCAAAUCAAUGCGCUCAAGAAGGAGAAUGCCUCACUGAAGGGUGACUCGGUCAUCGGCACAAGUGCUUGGUUCAAAGGCAAGCUUGAGGCGGUAGAAGGGGUAAUGCAUGAGAUGAAAAGGGAGUUUGCAUUGCAUGUGAGCGGCCGAGAAGGGAAGAUCAAGAUUCUUGAGAACGAAUUGAAGGAGGAGAAGCAGAGGAAUGAAAGGCGGGCAGAGGGCCUGAGGAAGGUGAAGGAGAUUCUCACUGACAUGGCUAGUUUGGGGAACUGCGUUGAGGGGAUAUUUACGCCCGAACAACUUCCAGCAAUAUGCUCUGAGAAGUGA